Nothoprocta perdicaria is the source of this 8954-nucleotide messenger RNA. RefSeq names its product cell cycle exit and neuronal differentiation 1 (gene CEND1). Bases 299 to 703 code for a protein of 134 amino acids. NCBI's taxonomy places the organism in Eukaryota, Metazoa, Chordata, Aves, Tinamiformes, Tinamidae. The transcript is spliced from 2 exons. Gene Ontology annotation, biological process: cerebellum development; cerebellar granular layer maturation; radial glia guided migration of cerebellar granule cell. The record is from RefSeq and is a predicted model, not a curated record.
GCUGCCGUUUCAUCACCCCGAAAGUGCUUCCUCCCACCGUCGCUCAGCGAGGGAGGAGAAGGUCAUUUGCCCCUUUCACCUACUGGCAGACUUUCCUGUUCUGGACGGCAGCAGAAGCAGAGGUGCUGUAUCAUGUCCCGAUAGGACACCCCACUGUCCCAGUCAUCGGAAGGUAGCUGCUCCAAGGGCUCGAGUCAGCCACCUGAGGUGACUCCUCAGCUUUCUGCAGCAGCAGGGCAAAGGGGAAGAGGUGCCCUCAGCAUCUGACACCAGGCCGCUGCCCAGAGCAUUUGUAGGGAUGGAUUCCAAAGGCAACGUCCGAAGCGGAAACAAACCUGAUGCCAAGGCUCCCAGCUCCGGCAAGGCGGAAAAGCCCAAUCCUGGGCCUGCCACGAAUGCAGAUAAGAAAGAAACCCCUUCCAAAGAGCAAGCUGCACCGGCCACUGCUGCCUCUACCGCCAAGAAGGGUGGUGGUGAUGCUGCUGUCGUCAACAACCACAGCAACCUGAAGCCCAGUCCCGCCGCCACGGAGACACAAGAGGCCACCGGCCAGUCCCCUGACUCUGAUCACAAGGAAAACAGCAGCGAGGAGUCGCCAGGCAGCAUCUUUGACAACAUGAAGCCCCUGAUCAUCGCUGGAGGAGUGGCGGUGGCUGCACUUGCUGUGAUUGUGGGAGUGGCGUUCCUAGCCCGGAAAAAAUGAAGAUGGAGACAGGGUGGGGCCGAGACACCCAACCCGGUUGUACAGUUCCUUUUGAGACAAAUGCAUGCAGAAAAUUCUAUACAUAUCUAUAUAUAGCAAGCGAGCUAGCUAGGUCAACAACCAAUACCAACUGCAACUCCAAGAGUCUUGUCAAGGACAACUGUGCCAGUUUGACCCAGUGUGGGUAACUCCAUGCACUCCGUGUGUUCUUUCAUGUAAUAUAUCUUGGCUUCUACCACUGUGUAUAGAUUACAGCUUCUCCUGAUUGGUGUAAAUGAUGGUGUCCCCUCCCCUCCCCUGCUGUCCUCCCUGGGAGACACCCCCAUCUUUCUUGCAGUCCCCUGUUUUCAACUCCAAAGUGUUCUUCGUCCCAUCCAGAGUCCCCUGCUUUGUGUUUUGGUUUCCGUUCGGUUUGUUUUCGAGUUGGUCUGUGGUAAAGAAGAUGGAAGGGGAGACAGAGCCUAGCAGCAAAACCCUGUUCCCCCAUCACUGUGUGCUGGGCUGGUGCUCAGCCAGCACCUGCCCAGAGCAGGGAUAUCACCGGGCAUCACAGGAGAAAACAGGACAGAGGUCCUUGACCCCCAAGCAGCAACGUGGUCUCUAACAGAUGCCUUGCAACCUGCUGCUCAGCACCUCAACUGUAACCAACAAACACCACUUGAGUGCCCCAGAGAGAGCCCCAGCUGCCCUGAGCCUGCAGCAAGGUAGAGCCAAGGGAGCACCUCAGCAUGUCCCAAGAAGCCUUUUCUCCGGCCAAGCUGCCAGCUGGAGGCUGCACAAAGUGGGCUGCGCAGUGCCCGCCAGUGCAUGGAGACACCCAGCCAGGGGACAGGAGGCACUUUGCUUCGGAUCUAGUGUUGCCAGUUCGGUCUAGUGUUGAUCUAGGACGUGCUUUGCAGGACACUUGGACCUCAGUGCAGACUCCGAGACAGCCGGACUCUUCUUGCUUGUUGCCUGGGGCUUUGGAGCAGGCCGUUCAUCUGAAUAUUUUCCCACUAAGGGCUGCAGCCUCUCUGUACAUGAAGAGUUCRAGAAAAGAUGUGGGCAGAUAGGAUCUAGAACCCCGUAAGAAUAGUUUGGAUCCCAUGAGAUAUGUUUUACAUCAGGGAAGCCCUAUUCAAGAGCACUGAAAAUCUAUCUAUUGUAGAAGAAUCUCUUUCCUCUCUCCUAUGACUGUAGCAAGGAUGUGUGACUUUUCCAUGCUUUGAAGCUGGAAAUAAUUUUCCAGCGCUCAUGAAACGAUUGGUUUCAUUGAUGAGUAUCUCGGAUCUAAAGCCCGACUUUGUGAGGAGGAAGAGAAGGAAAGAGGAUGGCAAAAGGGAGAGGGUGUUUAAUACACUGGCUGAUGCCCUUCCUGAAACACCAAGAGCAGUGGGCAGGUCUCAUUAUUCUGAGGGUUUCCUUUAGGCUAUUUUGGCUUCUGUUCUGCUUUUAAAUAGGGUCGAUGCUUCUGUCAGAAGCACAGAAAACAAGUUCUUGGAACUCAAGAUGUAAGGGGUGUGAGUGACGCUCCGCAGACACUGCAGAAAGGGAGAUCAAAACAGACUAGUAACAGGGCCUACGUGAGAGGUGUUUAGCUGAGCCUGGAUAUAUAAAUUUGGUGGAUACCAGGCAAAAAGCAAAGGUGAACACUCCUAAGCCACUGCAGAUACCAGUGGGCAGGACAGUGGAUGUGUGUGGCCCAAUAUGGUAAUACUGCUCUUGGCUCAUGUCUUUCUUAUUUACUUCCAAAUUCAGUUUGCCGGGCACAUAGAGCCUCCCAAAAUACAAAGCCUUUGGCCACAGCUUGGUCAUUCCUGUGGUGACAUCUGUCAUCCACUUCUUUUUUUCCCAAGGCUCUAAGACUUUUCCCAAAGGUAUAUAGUCUUUGGGAGUAUCUGAUGCCGUCUUCAGAUGAACAACAGAUUCAACACAACUGAAGUUUUAGGUCUAUGUCUGCCUUCAUCAGUACAGAAUAAGGGGCAUGGGUAGGUUGGGUUCACACUCUUUUUUGACCAAGUGCUAGCAGCGACAGGUGAAAUCUUGGUAACUUCAAGCACUUUUUGCCUGUAUUAUGAAUGUAUAUUGUUUAGAGCCUGGAAAACUUCUUGUUAUUGAACUAGGGGUCCACAGCUGGGUGUUUCUAUAAUGCCAUUUUUGUCUAAAGAACUGAUUUUCCCUCAUCCUGUUUUGUUGAUGCUCAGAGGUUAUUUGGGAAGUGGAAGUGUGAACGAUAGAAAGGAGGUAUGAGAAGUGAUGGGAAAGUGGAGAUGUAAAAGAGAGAAGCUCCAAAACAGCCCUCAAGGGAAACCCAGGUACAUAAGGCAGAAGCAAAUAGCAGUACAGUCCGGCCAGAAACUCAGUUCCACAAGUGGGAGGCCUGUGCCCACUGGGGACAGCAAAAGGUACCCUCAGAGCCAGCUACCAGGGAGCCCUUCCUGGGCUCUCCUUCCCAUCCACCUCUGAACCACGAGGUUCUUGGCUCUAGCGGGUUUUCAGUUACAUUGCUCACAAAGGAAGAAAUCUGUCCGUCCCCAUUCUGUUCACGUUUUGCCAAUGCAGGGUUGGCAAACCUGCCAAUGCAGGUUUGCGAACAGCGACUUCUGUUUUGGAGAGUCAUGUCUCCACAAGAUGUUUCUAGCUGCCCUGCUUGCUCUCCCCAUCCUGGCUUCUUGAGUUUUCUAGCAGUGUGUGAYAACGUUACAGAUGUAGCAUCCAGGUACUCUGCACCGAGCAGGAUAUGGGCACCGAUAUGGGGAGAAAAAGAGAAAGUCUAGUGUUUUUAUAUCUUUGAUUUAAUCUUUGCUAACAGAAGAGGGAAAAACAGUUCUCAGCCAACAUGGGCCAUGACCUUAAAUUUCUGUUCACCUCUAAGCCCCUUCUUAGAGCAGCCAGAUGCAAGGCCAAUAAUCCCAUCUGAAAUUAUUCCUAUGAAAUUUCAAAUUAUCUGAAAACACCCCACAGUAACGGCCACAGGCUUGCAGCUCAGUAUCUGGGAACGUAACCCUAUGCUCAGUCUCCUUAGGCAGUGAACACAGUAUGUCCUGCCCCUAAGGGAUCUGUCAUUUACUGGAAUGAUUGAACAUUUUGGUCUGCUGUCCAGAGUACCUGGAGCCAAGUUUUUAGGUGAUUUGGAAAACACCUGUGUUUACUCUGUGUGUGUGUGUAUGUGUAUAUACACAACCCUGCCUUCAAGAUUAUUCUGAAUAUGUAUGUAUGGAUGCAUACAUACAGUACAUAUAUUUAUACCACUGCAGUCUGGGUAAAGCCACAUUCUUUGUAGGAAAAAAACAAAAAAAGGCAAAACAGACCUGGAUACGCCCAUUCAUUUGUCCCCCCGCAUUCACACAAAGUGUCCGUGAUGUCUUUUUUUGUGCCAUCCACUCCAUGCCAUGCAGCACCUCACUUCCUUUUCCCCUUUUCCAUUCUUUUUUCCCUUGAUCCUGGUUUCUUAUCGCGGCAAAGAAUGUACGGCUGGCAAGUGGUUGAAUGUACAACGUCCCCGCUGCACUAGAAGCUCAAAAUUACCCUUCCCUUCCCUCCACGGGCGCGUGGGCUGCUCUCUUGAAACCAGGCACUUCUUUUAGGCCUUGAUGAACUAUAUGGGACUGUGUUGUGGCGUUUUUCAAAGCGUGGGUCUAGCAGUGGCUGGAGUUAGAUAGAUGAAGCAUAGGUGCCAUAGGGGCUACUAUGCAUGCAGCUGGGCCAAGCCCUUCAGUCCCGAGCUGCCAGUGCCCCUCGUUUUUAGCAGACGCCUCCUGUUCCGCCUUGAAGUGCCAGGCUUUGCAGUGGCUUCAUUUUGAGACCAAAAGUCCAGCGAGAAGUAGGCUGAGGAGAGCAAAUUCCUCUCUCUCAGCACCAGAGUGAGAAGGAAGGCUUAAAUGAUUGAACUCGCUGUGCUAAAUAAAUAGUUGUCUUUUCCUCGUAUUGAGCACACGCCGUUAUUUGCUUGGUGUUAUUCUUUGUGUGGUGUUUGUGAUAUGAAGUCCUUUUAGUAAUAUCUCCACUUGUAGAAUGAGCUAUUGCUUAAAUCCGGUACAAUCCUGCGCUUGGGAUUUGAAGAGAUCUAGAUUGCUAGUUUACUCUUUUGAUAAAGUUUUUAAUUAGAUAUUUUACCAAAAAGAAAAAAAAAAGAAGAAGAUUUCACAGACAUUGCAGCUUAUCACUGAAACUAUAGGUUCGAUUAUGGUGCCUGAUGUCAAGUUAUUUUUAAGGAGCCCUAAGUUUUAGUCUAACACAAAGAUGUUGUUACAGUCCCUUGGGCAACUUUGUAGAAGGUUUUCUAAGCUUCUAACUUUAAGAAAACUGGAACAGAUAUGGUUCUGCCUCUUCUUUCUACUGAUUUAACAGGCUAUGGCUAAGUCCUCUUACUCUUAACAGUUCUGCAGAAGGAGAGAGACUAACCUGGAAGCCAAAGGAUAAAACUAAAGGCAUUUUGAAGAUGGUAAGAAUGCAUUUUGGCAGGUGCUGAUCACCCCUCGGGCUCCAAUUUAACAGAGGCCUGAAUAUUUGCUUGCUGUUAAGCACUUUUUAGCUUCAGUGAGGGAAAAUGUAUUUAUGGCUUUGUUGAGGCAAGGCUUUAGGGAUGGAAAACAAGGGGAAUUUUCCCCCUGGUUUCAAUAUAUCAUGAUCAGGCCUUGAGAUCUUAUUGGCACCAGGGAUAUGAUUGCAGGUCAUUAUAGAAAAUAAAGCCAUUUCAGCGGCAGGUUCUUUAGCUGACACAAGUAUUUCUUAGCCUUUCUGCUGAGUGAAGUCUUCUCUAAGCAGCCAUGCUCAUAGUCACGCUUAUACCUACAUUAAUAUUUGUGUUUAAAUAACGAUGUAAGUAAAAAACCUAGAGUUUGUGAGAGGAAAAGAUUCCUGCCUUAAAAAAAUUGCCUUCCUUUUUGAGAAAUGCCAUUGGGGUUUAGAGCAAUGAACAUUUCUAUGAACUAUUCGAACGGGUCAAGAGUAAUCCUGGAGAUUUGAGGGAAAAUGUGUCCUUCAAUAAAUAAAUGAAAAAACAAAAAGUGAAAUUCCAAGAAUUUGAUUCAGCUCAGCAGCUGACUCAGUGCUUCAAUUCAAUGCUUCUGAGAGCAUAUGAAAAUGGUGCAAAGAAAUGCAGAAAAAAAUACAGAGCAUUAUUAUCUUAACAACUUUGCUGGGUUCAGCAAAUUUUGCUAAUUUGCACAUACAUUUUUACAGCCUACCCACUUCUAUUUUUCUCAAAGGGAAAAGCAAAAAUGACUGGUUCCUUUCAAGCCUUACAAUUAAACUUUACUAACUGCUUUUUCCAAGUGCAUUUCUGUUAGCGCUUUUCAAUACUAAAGGCUUUACGGAACAGAAAACCACCUUAGAAGUUAGGCACUUCCUCCUAUAAAGGUGGUUGACUUUGCCAUAAAUAAUGAAAAGUCUGAGAACUUAACUGCUAAGUUUGAUACAGUUCUGAGGCCCAGAAUCAGGAUGUUUCCCAAAAUUUACACCAGAAGAAUUUGGUCCUUUAGUCUUUUACAGAGCAUUUACUGAUGGUGAAAGGCUGAUCUGCACUGGCUGCACAUUCUACAACUGGUCCUAAAACUGUUGCUCCUUUGGCAACGAUUGUGCUGUGGUCACAGCAAUCUCCAGAGCCAGGGUGUGUAGUUCCACUCAGUUUCUAUAGUUUCUACUGAAAUUAUGCUCUGUGGAUUACAAAGAAGCCAAAGAAGACAACGUGAACACAAUCUGCCUCAUACUGUGCAUUAAAUAUUGCUGCUCUCUUUGCUGUUCGUAAUCGUCCCUAAGCACUUGUCUUGCAAUGGCUCUUUUUUCUCAUUCUUUUCCAAAUCUCUUCUGUCUCUGUUUGGGUGGCAAUUCAGUUCACUCCURAAGUUCAUCUCUUUGAAAUAUUAUUUGAUUUAAUGGGAAGGUUUUUUUUUUCAGCUGCAUUAAGAGCAAGGAGCACAAAGAGCUCAAGGAGAACAUGUGGCAAAAUGAGAAGGUUUUUCAUCUAGGUUCAUCACACCGAAUGUAGCUGUACAGCACRGUUGCUCUCCUUGAGUUGGGUCAUAAUAUAUUGAUAUCUUGAGUUAGGUUGUGAUAUUUCACCAGUGCGGGUGAUGAUGACAGGUACUACUAAUUGUACUUCAAUGUAGCUGAGAGAUACUGGCUUGGAACAUGCUCUCUGUGCCACUCAGUUCGACUUGGCUGAACCAGUUCCAGUGAUGUUUUUCUUAAUCUUUUAUUGCAUCUUUCUGUAGAUAGCUCCGAUCCCGUUGCCUUGGUGGACUGGCAAUGGAAAUUUUAAUCCAGCACUUUCCUCCCUUCAGCCAGGGCUUCUGUGACAAAGACUUUUCCCUCUUCUGUUUUAGAUCAACAGUUCAGCCCUGUGAGCAAUUUCACUUUCUCUGCCCAAAUUCCUAGCCUGUUUGCCCAUACUAGGUUCUCAACCAGCAGAAGGUACCUUGCUCCCUGAUUUCUGAAGACCUGUUUGCUUCCUCGCUUUGCUUACACUUUCCUCCUUCAGCUACUGAACUGUAUUCCCCUUUCUUUCCUUAUCUUUUUUUCCAAAGGCAGUUUUGCCAAUGUGGCCAGGCAGAAGCUCUACCACAAUGUGGGGUCAUCCCAUCCGAAAGAUAUAGGAAAUAUUCAGCUGCAGAAGAUCUCAGGAGAAUGAGAGACUGUGCUGUACAUGCACACGUGUGAUUUUCAUCUUCUCCAAAUGCUGAAACUCUUGAGUUAGUUUAGGUGCCAAAGACUGCAAGAUGCUGAGUGCUCUCUUGGGCCACAGACGCUCAGCACCAGUGCUCUGAACUUGUUGCUGGCAGCUCUUUCUUGGGGCUGCUUUUCCAGGACAGUGAAGCACUGCAAGGGCACAAACCCUGCUCAAGAUCACAGCUCUGUCAAGAUUGGGCUGCCUGUCAGUAGGGAGCCAGGCUGCUCAAGAAAUGCUGAUGCAGUACUGGACUACACAUGGCUAAAGCUAGUGCCUCUUUGGUCUUCAUGUUAUUGAAGCAGCAAGCACAGAGGCACAGAAAAAAGGUCCUCAAAUGGUUGGGGGCUUCCUUGGAGCUGAAAUCAAUGACUGGCAUUUCGGUGGGCCCUAGGACCUGCUUAUGUGCACGGAACAUGCUGCAGCUCUCAGUCCCCUCUAGCUGCAGGACCAAGGGCAUGGAAGAUGCAAGGACCAUCCCCUUUGCCUAGGCAGCUCGAGCGUUGCUGUUCUGUACAGUAAAACAAUGGAAAUCCAUGUCUCAUUCAACUAACCUUGCUGAUAAGUUGAUUGUCAAAGCUUGCAGGUGAUGUGACAGGUCAUAGCUAUGGAUUUUCCAAAUAACACGGGCUGGGCUCURCUUUGCUGUUUUGCAAAGUGCUUGCUUUAUUCACGUACCCUGCGAGUCAUUUUCUCUGCUCUUUGAUGCUAUGCCCUUCUGACCAAAUAGAUCUGGUUUUGCUCAAAAAAUAUAAAACAGAUUUAAUAGGAUUUGGUGAAACAGAUUUUUUAUAUGUUUCUCUUGUUCCCAUUCUUCUUUAGUUUCCAUUCUCCUUUGGUUUCUUAUAAUGCAAAGCCCCAGACCCAAGAUCAGAAGUGUCAAUCCCAAGAUUAGAAGCUCUUGGUUGCUCCUGUCCAAAAAUCUCAUCAAGAAGAGAGGAAUAUUCAGUUAUCUUUGCAACAGCAGAGACCUGCAUCAUAUCCCUAAUUUUGACAUAGGAGUUUCAAGCAGUCUUAAUUCCUGGGGCAAUCUGAUAAGAAGGACAAUGUCACACUAAUUUCCCAUGUUAAAAACCAAAAACAACAAGCAAAUCAUGUGGCUUUCUUAGUUUUUGAGCAGCCUUGGUUAAUCUUUGCACCUUUUCCCAAGACACAUGUGAGACCUCUUUCAAUUGGCAACUUUUAAAGGUGCAAUCUCAACUCUCAAGUAAAAAUCCGCUCUUCUUGUGGUAGGUGCAGGUUGUUUACAAGCUUGUGGAGAAAGCAAAAUUGUAGAAAAGCAACUUGAAGGUCAGAUUACAGGGGAUUUUUUUUUCCCCUUGUUUUGCUUUGAUUCUAUUACUUUUCCAGGGACUGAUCCAAAGCCCUGCCUGAUGUCAUGUUUGAAGCCACAGGCUUCUUCUUCCCUGGUAUCAGUGGGUGUUGAAUCAGCCCUUGAACGUGUUUUCCAAUUACCAGURUUCCCGAGUGACACCUUGAUUUCUUCCCUGUAGGAACAGACCUGCUUGUCACUUACACGUAUUUACCUGUGUUCAACAUACAGGUUCGUUUUUUUAAUAUUUUCAAAAGCAAUAUGCUGCUAGAUACAUUUCCUGGAGGGAAAUG